This is a messenger RNA of Puntigrus tetrazona (Sumatra barb), 777 nucleotides long. Its product is annotated as membrane-anchored junction protein. Gene Ontology annotation, biological process: meiotic attachment of telomere to nuclear envelope; homologous chromosome pairing at meiosis. The record is from RefSeq and is a predicted model, not a curated record. Gene Ontology annotation, cellular component: nuclear inner membrane. Bases 13 to 618 code for a protein of 201 amino acids. Gene Ontology annotation, molecular function: DNA binding. The transcript is spliced from 9 exons. NCBI's taxonomy places the organism in Eukaryota, Metazoa, Chordata, Actinopteri, Cypriniformes, Cyprinidae.
CACGAGGAAGAAAUGCUGUGUGGAGCGCUAGUCAGUGAGGAGCUGGAGAAUGCUGUGCGUGCGGUACUCGCAAACCUGGAUGGUCUUUACCCCUUCACCACCCAGCAUUUCAACAUUUUUCCCUAUAAAAGUAAAUGGGAACAAGUGUCCAAAAUGAAGUUCAUGAAAGAGGGUGUAAAACUGUCUCCGUACCCCUUUCUUAUCACGCUGUAUGUGGAGUAUCGCGAACCAGUCUUUCCAUACGCAGCAAUGAAAAAUGCCACUACCUGGAACGCACCGUCUAUACUGAAAAGUCCACAGUGUGCUAGUGAGCCAGCGAGGACAGACCGAACCACUGCAAUGCAUCAUCCAGAAGAGGGCACUAUGAUCCAACACCAGGAUGAUGAGCAAACCCCAGAGUGCUUGCAGGAGUCCCCUUCCUCGGCCAAUGGUGCAGAAGAGAUGGUUUGUGGCAGUGAGAUUCAUGCUGAUUCACCUGUGACUUGUCUACAAGCACCAGAUGCGCAUGAUGUUGCCCCCGGACGUCCUGACCCAAGACAGAAUACUGGGAUCAUCACUAGAAUGGCCAGCUCGCUGUUUCCCUUCUCCCUGUUCUACCGUAAGAGUCCUGCAACUUAAAAAAAUCCCAACCACCGUUCCUUGACACUCACAGAGAAGAAAGAAAAAGCCGUACACAUUUUAAGCUUCUUCAAGCGUUCGAACAGCACCUGGUUCAUUUGUGCUACAUCCUAUGUGUGUAAUUCUUCAAAACCCGUCAAUAACGGUUCUCAAUGUGUU